Messenger RNA from Eriocheir sinensis (Chinese mitten crab), 5128 nucleotides. RefSeq names its product putative phosphoenolpyruvate synthase. The coding region runs from base 161 to 4318 and encodes 1385 amino acids. The record is from RefSeq and is a predicted model, not a curated record. Gene Ontology annotation, biological process: phosphorylation. Gene Ontology annotation, molecular function: kinase activity; ATP binding. The transcript has 32 exons. NCBI's taxonomy places the organism in Eukaryota, Metazoa, Arthropoda, Malacostraca, Decapoda, Varunidae.
CACUCAGUGUUACGGUGGUGGCGGAGGAGGUAACAGUUGUGGUGAUCGUGGUUGAAAAUAGGUGUUGAAGGGAGAGACUAGCGGUGCUGGUGGUGGUGGUGAAGGGGGAGAAUCGAACGUGGUGGUGGUGUUGUGGUGUUGAAGUCGGUGGUGCUGCACGAUGACAGGAGAGGCACUUUAUCUCCUUUCCUCCCUCCUUCUCUCCUUCUUCGUCUACAUCCUUGUGACGCAAGGUCGCCGCAGUUUCCUCGGGUACUUGUGGCGGCGAUGGCGUGUCUUCGUGGACGUGUGGUUGGCCCAGGUGGGGACUGCCGUGGGCGGGGAUGGCCGUGGGCGGGGCGGUGGCUCCAUGGGACUCUCUGACGUGAUGGAGCCGUCGCCGUGGGAGCAGGAAGUGGAGAAGCCCAAGCCAUUCAUCACGGACAGGCACGAGGAUGUGGUCAGCGUGUCGGCCGUGGACAGGCAGGGUCGGGCGAUUGUUCUCAGGGCUGCCAGACUCUCCAACCGGCGCGCUUCUGUCUUCCUCACCGUCAUCGAUAAGGACGGGGCUGUCUACACCCUGCCCAACCAGCCGGACACGGGGCAGGUCAACGUGGAGGGCGAGGGCUGGGGCGGGGCGGGGCUCAGCGUGACCUGCGUUGACCCCAUGCGACUAUGGAGGAUAAAAUUCAGCGGGUUGUUGAGACGAGGCGCGAAGGAGGAGUACAUCACAGAGGGGUCGGAAGAGGAGACGGAGGAGAGGAAGGCGAAGAAGCAACAGAAGAAGAAGAACCAAACAGACGAUAAAGACGAAGCAAGCACAAAACAUGACACUCAACAGAAAGAGGAGGAAGAAGAAGAGGAGGAGGAGGAGGAGGAGGAGGACGAGGAGGAUAUUGUACAUGCGAGAUUUGACUUCCUCUGGCGUUCUCUGCGUGGUCCCAUCGAGUUCUCAGCCUCCAUCAAUCCCCUUCUCCUCUCCCGCUGUCUGGCCCCCCACCUACACGCCUCUCCCUGGGACUACCUGGAGGAGGAGCGGGACGGCUACGAGCAGUGGGGGUGUCUGCACGGCACCAUACGUCUGCGUGCGGAUGAGCCCCUCGACACCUGGUACCUGAGGGGCCCGCGGCGACACAGAUGGGGGCUGCCGAGGGUCGUGGGGGUGGGUCUGAGCACGAGGAUCUACUUCGACAACGGGGACCAACUCUCCUUCAGGGCCCGAUGCAAGUCCCCGUCCGGCCCACAGUACAUGAGUGGUUACCUGCGGAAGUCUUCAGGUCGCCUACAGGUCAUGACAGCGUGUGACCUUGACCUCAACAAGCUGGACAGACUCGGGGCUCUUGGAAAUAACCUGCUGAUUAAGUUUACAGCCGGGGGUCAGAGUUACGAGGUGUGGCAGCAGUUGGGUCAGCGCGGGGUCAAGUAUCACACCGGUGACCCCUGGACUUGCGAGCACACGGUCUACAACGCCCCCGCCGCAGCCUCCCACACUUACGGCCGGGCCAUGACCACGCUGUCCCGGAGAUACACCGCGCUGUGCCCCGUGCCAGAAAGGGAGAGCUUACCCUUAGUGGAGGCUCCGGCAGGCUGGGCGUUAGGCGGUGUACCCUUGGUGGUGCCCUUGGAAGACCCUCGGUGCCGGGACCUCAGCUUGGCGGGGGGCAAGGGCGCGUCUCUGGCCAUGCUGACGGCUUAUAAGGAAUUGCUUGAGCCUGAGCAGGAGCCGUUCGAGGUGCCCCCUGGAGUAGUGGUGACAGCUCGGGCUUGGGAGGUGCAGCUGGCGGCGUGUCAUGACCUGCAGCAAGCCAUCAGGAACCUGCGAAUGGCCUCUGCGGCGGGACAAGCGGCCAGGCUGAAGGAGGCCUGCGCGAGGGCCGUGAAUAUGUGUAAGGGGGUCCAGGUGUGCAAGGAGGUGCAGGAGGAGCUGUUCACAUCCCUGGAGGAGGUUCUGGACGUGGAGAAAACUAGGGUGGCAGUGAGGUCAUCGGGGUGCAGCGAGGACGGGGCGGAGACGUCGGCGGCGGGGCAGAACGAGACGGUGCUGGGGGUGGCGGGGCGGCGGGACCUCCUGAAGGCCCUCACGCGCUGCUGGGCCUCCCUCUUCGCCUACCACAGCGUCGAGUACAGGAGGCAGCGCGGUCAGCCGGUGGAGUCGGGCAUGGCGGUGGUGGUGCAGGAGAUGGCGGUGGCGGCGGCGGCGGGGGUCAUGUUCACGGUUGACCCCAUCACCGGCGACCCCUCGGCCAUCACCAUUACAGCUAACUACGGGCUGGGCGAGAGCGUGGUCUCGGGGGCCUCUGAGCCUGACACCGUGAUCGUCAGGAGGAGUUGGCGGGACGCUCUCAGGGUCUCCAAGCGGUCAGUGGGCGGCAAGGCUUCCAAGUGUGUGCUCAAGGAGGGCGGAGGCACGGAGGAGGUGGCUGUGGGCGCGGAGGAACGGCAGCAAGCUUGUGUGAGUGACGCCGCCGCCCUCAGACUGGCCCGCGUGGCGCUGUUCCUGCAUGAAGCCUUCGCCGGGCCCAGGGACGUUGAGUUCGCGCUCCUGAAGGGGGGCCAGGUGGUGGUGUUGCAGGCUCGCCCCAUCACCAGCCUCAACGCGUGGACAGAGUACGAGCUUAUUCACGAACAGGACUCAGGCACCGUCACGGACCAGGAGCCCAUCACCAAAGGGAACACGGGCGAGGUGUUCCCGGGCAGCACGUCUCCCCUCUCCAUCAGUCUCGUGGCCGGAGUUCUCGACCUCGUUUUUCAGCUGCAGUGGCGCGGGGUUGACCUCCACCACACCGUGCUCUGCCCCUCCUACUACACCCACGUCUUCCUCAACAUGCACGAGACGAUGCAAAGGCUGGCGGACGAGGAGGCUGCGGGGGCGUUGGUGUUCCAGGCUCUCGACAUGACGGUCUUCGGCCAUUACGUCACCACCCCCGAGAUGCUGCGGAGGGCGAGGGACCGUUUUGGGGUGGCGACACUGUGGGCCAAGCUGCGCAGUCUUCUAACGGUGGUCUUUGACAAAGUGAGACUGACCCAGAGGAGGAUGAGGAGGUACCAGGAGCAGUACAGAGACUAUCAAAUGGAGCCAGGGAGGGCGGUGAAUGCCAAGGCUCUAUAUGCGGAGAUCAACAGACGCCUCCCUGAUCUCCUAGAGGUUUCCAAGGUCCAUAUGGCCUCCAGCCGAGUCGCGUCCACCACCCAAUCCAUCGCUUUUGUAAUGUUGGCGGAGGGCAGGAAAGAACUCAGCACGGACAACAUUUUGGACAUGGCUGUGUUGUUGUCUUCCUGUACCGGAGUGGAGUCUGCGGAUGUACCCAGCGCCCUCAAGGAGCUCUCCCGCGUUAUCGGUGAGAGCGAGGAGGCGGAGGAGUUCCUGGCGAUGUCUACGGACGAGGCGCGGGUGUGGCUGCACUCCCACCCCGGGCCUGUUGGGUGUGGAUUCAGGCAGUUCCUCACGAAGCACGGCCACCGCAGCAUUAAGGAGUUUGAUCUUCGCUCCCUGUCGUGGCGGUUGGAGCCUCACAGCCUGGUAGCGACUCUGCAGGUGAUGACGAGGCACUGCGUAGGGGAGGAGUCGAACCCUGCCUCACCCGCUGACCUGGACGACAUACUGAACCAACUGCGCUCACCUCUCUCCCGGAACACCAGACGCUCGCUCAGGUUCUUGCUGCCGAUGAUACGCAAUGGAGUUGUCCAGCGCGAGGCUUCCAAGUCCCUGCUCAUAAAAGUGGUCGAUGGCCUCAGAGAUGGGUACAGGGAGCUGGGAACGCUAUUGGUCAGCGAGGGACGGCUGCCUGACCCCGAUCUCGUGUUCUUCCUCAAGCACAAUGAACUGGGUCAGCUUGUGGCGGCCCCCUCGCCCUCCCUCGUGGUCAAGGCCGUGGGCAAGAAACGGCUGUUCGCCCACCUCGACUCCCUCAAGUUCCCGGAGAUCAACAUUGGAACGCCCGUGCCCAACCGAGAACAGGAAGAGGACGAGGAGGGUGCCGGCAGGAGACAAGAAGGCACCGUCGUACUGAAGGGCUCGACGGUGUACCAGGGGAGGGUGAAAGCCACGGCAAGGGUGAUCACGAGGAUUGCCGAUGCGGACACCAUACAGGCUGGGGAUAUCCUAGUGACGGUCAGCACGGACAUUGGGUGGUCACCUUACUUCACCUUGCUGAGUGGCGUGGUGACGGAGCUGGGCGGCCUGCUCUCACACGGGGCGGUCGUGGCAAGGGAGUACGGGCUGCCUUGUCUGGUGGGCGUGGAAGGAGCUACGGGCGCCCUCCGAUCUGGUGACCAGGUGCUGCUAGACUCUACCUCCGGAACCCUAACACUCCUCAAACCAUCUUCCUCCUCCUCCUAACUCUCCUUCUUCCUCCUCCUCUUCCUCCUCCUCUUUCUCCUCUUCUUCCUCCCUGUCAAUGUUGUUAUGUUUUUCUCGUUUCUUCUCUUCCUCUAUUUUUUUUAUCUUCUUCCUCCUCCAGUGUCUUCCUUUUGUUUUUUUUCUCUCCUCUUCCUCCUCUUCUCUCUCUCAACUCUCCUUCCUACUCCAUUCCAUAUCUUCCCAUUCUUCCCUCUUUCCUCCCCCUUUGUUUCUCUCCCUCCUCCCCCCUUGUUUAUCUCCCUCCUUCUUUCCUUCCAGUUUCCUUCUCUUCCUCUUUUUAUUCCAUUUUUUCCGUUUCCUCCUCUUCUCUUCCUUUCUUGCCCGUCUCUCCUUUCUCUUCUCUCUCCCAUUUCUCCUUCCUCCCCUUCCUCUUCCUCCACCUCUUUCUCUCUCCUUCAAGCUACCUCCUCCUCCUCCUUCUUCCAUAUCCUCUUCCUCCUCCUCCUCCUCUUUUUUCCUCUUUUGUUACGUUUCAUCUUCGUCCUCCUCCUCCUCCUCUACCCCUAUUUCUCUCUCCUUCAAGCUCCUCCUCCUUUCAUACCCUCUUCCUCCUCCUCCUCUUCCUCCUCCUUUUUCCUCUUCUGUUACGUUUCAUCUUCCUCCUCCUUCCUCCACUCCUCUUUCUCUCUUCCUCAAGCUACCUCCUCUUCCUCCUCUUCCUCUUCCUCCUCCUAUCUCACCUCCUUCCCCUAUUAAUGUAAUGGAGAAAUUUAUAAGUAAAUGAAUAAAUAUAAUAUAAAUGAUGGGUAAACAAUGUGUGAUAAUAUAUAAUAAAUGUUUUUUGUUGCA